UAGCUAGCAGGCUCCAAAACACACAAACCAAAACUUCAAUUGCUACAAACACCAUCAAAUCUUCAAUUAUUGAGAGUUUGCAUAGAUUCAUCACCAUGAAGAAACAAGCAGUAGCAUCACUACUUACCCUUUCUUUCCUCCUCCUCUUAGCCUUUCCUUUAGCCUACUCACAGACUGUUUUUAUACCUGUGAAGGACAUUCAUGGCAACGACGUUGUCACCGGUAUCCCUUACCAAAUUCGGCAACUUACACCUGGAAACCCAACCCCACAUGGCGGCGGACUUAUACACGGCAAAACUGGGAACUCAACGUGCCCAGUUUCUGUCGCAUACACCACGGGUUUAAUGUUUGGUUCUCCGGUGAAGUUCAACAUACCGGAAUGGGCAAACACCCCCGGCAAAAUAGUCCCCCAAGGUGUCCCAUUGGAGAUUGAGUUCUCGGAUGAGAACCCACUAGAGUGUGCUUCAUCAUCCCAAUGGAUGGUUUAUGGUGACAAUAUUGAGACCCAAAAAGCGGUUGUGGGCAUUGGUGGUCCUUUGGACCACCCUGACCAAAAUACACUAUUUGGGUAUUUUAACAUCCGAGAGUCUCAAGUUGGAUACAAUUUUAUGUUCUGUUAUAUGUUCCAUAUGAUGAUUAGUAAUUAA
Molecule: messenger RNA, 647 nt
Organism: Arachis ipaensis
Lineage: Eukaryota; Viridiplantae; Streptophyta; Magnoliopsida; Fabales; Fabaceae
Source: RefSeq, a predicted model, not a curated record